Molecule: messenger RNA, 2157 nt
Organism: Verticillium nonalfalfae
Lineage: Eukaryota; Fungi; Ascomycota; Sordariomycetes; Glomerellales; Plectosphaerellaceae
Exons: 1
Coding region: 1-2157 (718 amino acids)
Source: RefSeq, a predicted model, not a curated record
AUGGGCGUCCACAAGCAAACCCCCAAGGUCGCUCAAGGCUCCCCUUCGCCGCGCCGUAACCCCUCCCGCCGUUUACGGCACUCGACACCACCCACAGAGGCCUCGCGUGCGACUCGCAGCAAGCUCACGGCGCAACAUCUCCUGCGAGGCGAUCGAGAUGGUGGAGGGGAAGCACAGGCGAUCAGCACGCCCCAAGCUGGCGACGAUGUGCCAAGGCCUCAAGAAGACCCCGUGACAGCUGCGGCCACAGCCCACGACACCCCAGAAACAAGCUGGCAGCGCCGCUCUUCGCUCAUCGGCCAUGAUGCCCGCAACGAGCACCUCAAGCAACAGAAGCCACUGGCGUCCAAAACGAAAUCGGCAGCGUCCACCGGUCCAGCAUGGGACAGUCCUCUCAUGACGUACUAUAAUUGGGUUGCCGUCAUGAGCUAUGCUGCCGCGUCCGACUCACCUGACGGCAUUGACGUCAACUGGCUCCUCCACACUGCGCGUAGCUGCACUCUGCUUGCCGAGCCUGCCCUGGAUGUCCUCUAUCGUUGCCCGCCCUUGACCAAUGACCACAAGGCGAGAAGCCUCGUUGCUCUGCUGGCGAGACCCCCAUCGCGCACUUUCUACAACUAUCGUGCCAAGAUCCGCGCCCUGCGCAUCGACACGGCCUUUGUCACCAUCCAAGCUCAUACCUCAGUAUCGCCGUUUUCUUUACUGCAAAACUUGACCAACCUCGAAGAGGUCAUGAUUGUCCACUCGUCUGACGAUCCACCAUUCCGCAGGCGUAGCGAGAACAUCCGCUGGCAGUACCCAAAAGAGCUCUUCGAGGCCCUUGAUGUCGCCCCGGACGCCAAUGUAGAUGCGGGAGACAAGAGAUAUGUCACGCAUCUCAAAGGCUUCUGCUGGAACGCUCGCAUGAUGAGUCGUGGCUUCGUCGAUGGCGUAGACAAGAUAAAAGAGAUACACGCCCUGCCCACUUUUGCAUACCUCCGCAGAGUUCGCUUUGCCAAUUUUCAGGUGCCUUCCUGGAACAUGCGCGUGACGAAGCAGGACGAGUCUGAUGAAGCUAUCGCCGCACGAGAAGCAAAGGACCAAAAGUUCUCCAGGUCCUUCGCCGCUUGCUUGUCUAGCCUUGACGAACUCGAACACCUCACGUUUCUGUCGUCAUCUGUGGUCAACGCCGCGCUGCUCCAGUGCCUGCCGCAAAAGUUGAAGCAACUCAAGGUCAUCAAUUGCUGGAACCUGCAGUCCACAGACUUGGCCGGAUUUCUCCUGUCACACGGACGGCAUCUGGAGUCUCUUGUCCUCGACCACAACCAAGCACUUAACUUGUCCUUUCUCACAGUCCUGGGCACCGCUUGCCCCGACCUCCGCGAACUGCACAUGAAUUUACAGUAUUUCAGGCACUAUGAUGCUUUCGAUGAUUCUAACCCCUUAUACGAGACGCUGCUAUGUCCCGACCAGAUCCCCACAUGGCCCGCUUCCCUACAGCGUAUCGAGCUGGACAACCUUCGACAGUGGACUGUCGAGGCAGCCACAAACUUCUUCCAAUCUCUGAUUGACAGUGCUGCGCAGCUGCCCAUGUUACGCUAUCUCGUUGUCCGCUGCAUGCUGAACAUUCCGUGGAAGUCGCGCAGCGAGUUCCGUCAUGUGUGGGAGCCCAAGCUGAAUACGAUUUUCCUGCGCCCCAAGUUGUCGCCCCCGCCAGUCAGCAGCAAGACCACCAACAUGCGCAGCAAAUCGACACCGGCAAAGAAGCCCCGCAAAGGGAAAAAAGCAAGCACGGAUGGGCCUGCGCGACAGAGCAGGCGCAUAGCCUCGAAGACGUCGGGCCAAUCAUCGCGUGCGAGCAGCGCGUCCAAGCCCUUGCGGUCGAUCAAACGAAAGCAGUACGAAGAGCCUGACAGCGAUGAGUUUGAUCACGAGGACGACUUGGACGUGGACAUGGAUUCGUCCGAGACAGAAGCGAGCGAGGCUGGGAGCAACGAAGGCAACUCUCCUGCUGGCGCGUCGGACGGCAUCUUCGUGCAGGGUCUCUGUACUGUUGUCGAGAUAAAGUUGGACAAUCAGAAGCCGCGCGAGCAACAGUUUGUCAUGGAGGACUUUGUCGACUCGGAGCGCGGCGACACGGAUCCCGAGUGGGAUAGCCAGGAUGAUGACUUUGAGUAG